Messenger RNA from Aspergillus luchuensis, 6102 nucleotides. RefSeq lists its product as uncharacterized. Gene Ontology annotation, molecular function: protein binding. The transcript is spliced from 8 exons. The record is from RefSeq and is a predicted model, not a curated record. Bases 1 to 6102 code for a protein of 2033 amino acids. NCBI's taxonomy places the organism in Eukaryota, Fungi, Ascomycota, Eurotiomycetes, Eurotiales, Aspergillaceae.
AUGAGCAUCUUUGCAAACUCAACGCCCUCACUCUGGGCCACCGCAUUAUCCUCUCUCUCAGAAAAGGACCGGCGGGUUCUAAAGAUCCCCAAUACAUCAUCACCGGAUACCAAGCAUAUCUUGACCGAAAUACUGGCAGCCCUCGAAACCCAACGCGACCGAUGUAAAAGAGACAAAUGGACCACUAUCAGCAUCGGGGGCAAAGAGCUCGUCAUUCGCGAUGUAUGCGCUAAAAUUGCUGCCCACGUCAAGAAAUUCAUGCAGGUGGUGGACGCGGCUGUCCAAUAUGAUCCUGUCCAUGCCGCACUGCCAUGGGCAGGUGUGCGCUUACUGCUGCAGUUAACAUUCAACGCAUUCGAGACCUUUGGUGCCAUCGUCGAGGGCCUCGAAAAAGCAACCCGACUGAUAGCCAGAUGCGGGAUUAUUGAAGCCCUAGUCAUCCGGCAUAGUAGUGGAACGACUGGUGCGAAGGUGGGGUUAGAAGAGGAACUGGUGAAGCUGUAUUCGGCGGUCCUGGGAUUCCUUUGCAAGGCCAAGAAACACUAUGAUGGGUCUCGCAUGAAACGUGUGUGGAACCUGACUUCUCGGCAGUCUCUCCAAGAAUCGGUCAAAGAAAUGGAGGCUGCAGAGCAGAAGGUACUAGUGAUGAAGGGUUUAGUUGACAGCGACCGGAUCCAGAACAUCGAUCAUAGCAUUUCGCAAAUACUCUUUACUGUGACCUCUGUCGCGGACGGUGUCGACAAUAUGCAGACGCGACUGGAUGAAGCACUAGCUGACCUCGAUAAACCUAUAGUUAGGAUUGCGGAUGAGAUGUCAGACCUGCACAUUGCGCUCAAAGAAAACGAGAGGAGCGAGCUCCUACAGUGGCUUUCUACUAUCUCCGUACAACAACACUACAGGGAAACCUUGGCAUCUGUACUCCCGGGUUCCGGGGAGUGGCUUUUGAAGCAGCCAUGCUUCGUGAAUUGGAAGGAUUCGAGUAUUUCUGAAUCUUUCUGGCUUCAUGGAAUCCCGGGUUGUGGGAAAACCAAGUUGGCCGCGAUUGUAGUCAAAUAUCUACACCGGCAGAGCAGUGGUAUAUCCAAACCAGCACCGAUUGCUCAUUUCUUCUGUUCGCAAAGCCCCGCAGAGCCGGAACGUAGCGACGCACGCGAAAUACUUCGAUCCUUGCUCAAACAGGUCUCGCUGAUCGAAGGCGAAAGGACAAUAAGGCUCCCAUCAGUCGAAGCCUAUCAAGUACGACGAGCAGAAGCAAGCCACACUGGAGAAAAGCCAGCACCACUAACAGUCGAAGAAUGCGUUGAGCUGAUAUGCGAGAUUGGCCGAGGAACGCCGCUUACUAUUGUCAUAGAUGCACUGGAUGAGUGCAGCUCGCAGCAACGUGGCAUUCUUAUUGAAGCUCUCAAAGAGAUUCGACGACAGUGUCGAGAUAUUGUUAAGAUAUUUGUGUCUAGUCGACAUGAAACGGACAUAGCAGCUCACUUCGAGGGAGGAGAGAUCUUUGAGAUCACACCUACCGUUACUGAAGAAGAUAUAAGCCAGUUUAUUCGGGUCGAAGUCCACUCUUACAUGCACAGAUGGUCAAGAAUGCACGAAGAGCCUAUACCGUUAUUGCAGCGGCUCGAGGAAGAGAUUAUAGACAAGCUCGUGGCAGGUGCACAAGGAAUGUUUCUCUGGGUGAGGCUCCAGCUCGAAAGUAUCAGUGACACUGAUCGAAUCAAAGAUGUUGAGAGUAUCCGUCAAGCAAUCACAUCUUUUCCCCCAACGUUGAAUAAAUCCUACGAAGUCAUCUACGAACGGAUCCAAGGCUUAGGUAAAGGUCCGAAGACGGUCGCCCUGCAGAGUCUUCAAUGGCUGUUAUGUGCAAAAAGAAAGCUUUCAGUCUCCGAAUUUCUUGCGGCUGUAAGCAGGUCCCCUAUGGGCUCUACUCCCAUUUCACCAGGACUCAUCAUGGAUUACUGCUGCAAUCUGGUUGUCAUCGACAACGUAGCAGACACAUUCCGCUUUGCCCAUGCCACGGUCCGAGAGUUCCUCGAAUCAUUGUCCGAUAACUCUAUCCUUGAAGCUGACUCAACAAUAACCCAGAGGUGCUUAGGCACUUACCUUUGGGGAGACUUCAGCGAGGACGGCCUAUUACAAUAUGCAACCCAGUACUGGCCCGCCCACGUGGAGCAGCUCAGCGGAUCAUCCCAAAGACUUGGAAUUCAGAAACCCAUCAUCGAAUUUCUCACUGAAGAAGAGCACUUCGAAGACUGGAUUGAAUUUCUUGAUGAACGUCCAGUCGAGCGGGGUUACAAAUGGAGUAGCGCGCUUGAGAGGAAGCUCGAGGCGUGCUUGGCUUCGCCACCGUCAACCCUGUUCACAGUCUGCUGCUUUGGUCUUUCCGAAGCUCUAGAGUGUCCAGAGAUCAUCAGAAUAAUUGAUGUGAAUCAGACGAAUAGACAUGGAACUUCAGGCCUGUAUCUGGCUGCUCGCUGGGGCUACAGUGAAGUAGUCCGGAAACUACUUCAACUGGGCGCUGAUGUCAACGGACCCGGGUAUCAAUAUGGAAGUCCACUCCAAGCAGCGUCAUUUGGUGGCCAUAAAGACGUUGUCAAAAUUCUGCUUGACCGCGGUGUCACUGCCCCUCCGACUGAGCAAGGCGAGUACUCAAGUCCACUUCAAGCAGCUCUAGCAAGUGGCCAUGAUAAUAUUGCCGGAAUCCUGAUUGACAGUGGUCCCCAUCUUGCCACACAAAUCCAAUUCAAUGAUGCGCUAGAGACCGCCAGCUUCAAAGGAUCUACUGAGAUAGUGGAGCGACUUUUAGCCGGCAAGGCUGGCAGCUUCACACCUAAUAUCCGCCCUGACCCUCUCCAGGUCGCUCUCUUCGGUGGCAAAGCAAGGCAAGCAAAACGGUUGCUACAGAGCUGCACUGAUGUCAAUGAAGUAAAAGGGUACUUUGGAAAUGCUCUCGCUGCCGCCAUCGCUGGUCGUAAAUUUGCUCUCGUGCAGUUGGUUGUCGACGCCGGAGCAGAUCUUAACGCUCGCGGACGUUUUGGCUUCCCGUUGCGGGCUGCCGCAAUAGCCAAUCAGCUUGACAUUGCGAGAUACUUCGUUGAUAAAGGAGCUGACCCCAAUAUAGAGGAUAACGAGUUAGGUGACCCACUUCAAGCGGCCGCCACCUUUGGGAAACUAGACAUGAUGCUUUUGCUGCUGUCCCACAAUACAUCUGUAAAUGGUUGUGGAGGGCACUUUGGCAAUGCACUACAAGCUGCUUGCUUCAAUGGUCAUGAGCAGGCCGUUCGACUUUUGAUUGAUCAUGGUGCUUCAUUGAACUACGGGGGCCGGUAUCGAGACGCACUGCAAGCUGCCGUAUACGGUGGCCAUGAAAGAAUUGUCGAGAUCCUUCUCGUAGCUGGUGCUAGGCUCGACCUAGGGCCACGUGAUAGGGCAUGUCCAUCGGCCUUGGACCCCUGGACAGAGAGAAGUGAGGAGCUGGACAUUCCUACGGACUUAGGUCCGCUAGAGGUCGCUGCUAGACGAGGCGACGUCAAAUCAGUCAAACUGCUCCUAGCUAAGGGGACAAUUAUCGACUCUCGUGACGCGAGGAAACGAGAUGAUUAUAGCAAAUGGUUUGCGUACAUCGCACUAAAGAUUGCGGCUUUUGGGGGACACCUCGCUGUGGUGGAGUGUCUUUUGGAUAGUGGAGUCGAUAUUAAUGCGGAAGGAGAGACACUUGGGACUCCGCUUCAGGCGGCCUUGGCAGGGGGUCACUUCGGUAUUGCAGAUGUUCUCUUGUCCCGAGGUGCAUGGAUAGAUAUGCAUUGGGACUUGUUUGGAUCCUGCCUACAGGUCUUUUGCCAGCGAGGACAUAAUGAGGCAGUCAGGUUUUUACUGAAGCGUGGAGCGAAUAUUGAAGAUCGUGGAGGCGAGCACGGAAAUGCACUCCAGGUAGCUUGCAAUGCAGGACACAUUGAUAUCGUGAAGUUGCUACUUGACAGGGGAGCCAAUGUGAGGUCGCCUGGACGAAAAAACGGCAAUGCGCUGCAAGCUGCAUCGUUGGCCGGACAUCUCGACAUAGUGAAGCUGCUGGUCCAUCAUGGUAUAGGAGUGGACGAAGCCGAUAGCAAUUCUGAAACGGCGCUUUGCCUGGCUGCAAAGAAUGGGGACGAGCACAUGAUGAAAUUUCUGCUCCAACAAGGAGCUAAAGUCGAUGGCACUUCCGUCCUGUCGUCCAGCGAAGGACUCGGCGACUUGAAUUCAGGCGGCAAGCCCGAGCGUGAUAACGAAAUUGUUGCAAGACCUUUGCAUCACGCCUCCAUUUAUGGACAGGAAUCUGCCGUCGCAAUUCUUCUCAGCAGUGGAGCAACUGUUCAUGCGAAAGGUAAGUUGCGCCUGGAGGGAUUCGUCUCCUUUAGUGAAGAUGAUCUCAGAAGACUACAUUGGACCCCUUUGUUCGCGGCAUGCUUUGCGGGCCAUGAGUCCACGGCGAGGCGGCUAUUUCAAUAUGACCCGUGGGGAUAUGUGUCUCGUGACACAUUCACAUCAGCCGUAGAGGCGAGCCUUGCCCGUAAGAAGGAGUACAUUUCAACAAUGUUGGUUCAAGAAGCAUUUAAUGCAGGAUUCAAAGCGGAACAACUUGACGGUGUGUUCAAAUAUGCCUGUGCGGAAGGAUACGCUGCGAUUGUGACACAAAUACUGGAGCAUUGUAGUCUGGAGAAUUGGCCAGAUGCAGUAUCGGUAGCUACGAAGCGGGGCAGAAGUGCUGUUGUCAAAGCUUUACUUCAACAUGGGGCUAACAUGGACUCCUGUGACGAACAUGGCAAUCUCUGGCUUGACAUUGCAAUUGAGAAGGUCAGAAACCCUGGUCAUACCUGGCACAGUUUCGAGCCUCACACAUUGCGGGGUUUCAACCCACCAAACUGGAUAGAUAUAGUCCCGAUCUUGCUUUGCGCAGGGGCAGACUCAAAUGAUCUGCCAAACAAGAUCAGAGAAAUCGUCCCCGACGUUGUACAAAGAGGGAGCCUUGAUGCUUGGAAGGCAUUGGACUACCAUCAACAUGAGGUGCUGAACGACCCUGAACUGUAUCCUCAGUUCCUGAUUUGGGCAUCGGAAACUGGCGACCUUGAUAAGAUCAAUUACGUGGCUGACAAAUAUGACCCUUCAACCGAGGAUAUCAAGUCAGCCGUUAUUGCUGCUAUCGAAGGAGUACGGAACAACGUAUCCCCUAUCAAGGCACUGAUGAGGCUCAAGACGCCAUUAUUUUUCGGCAAAGGCGUCGAUGGAAAUGGCGAUAGUGAGCCCUUAGUCAUUGCGUCGAGAGAAGAAUCUACCGAGAUCGUCUCUGUUUUGCUCCAGUACGCGACACACAGUUUUUCAACUGUUGAAGCAGCGUUGAAAGUCGCCAUUAGUCGCGACCAUGUCGCCUGUGCACGACUAAUUCUUGACUCGCAAUUUGACAAUCCAUCCGAGCUAAUAACUAUAUGCUCUCGCCUUAUCAAACACUGUUUCCCCUUUAACACGGAACCCAUGAUCGAGUAUUUGCUACAGCAAGGGGUAUCCCCAAACACUAGGGACCCCGAAACGGGAGAAACGCUAUUGUACAUUGCCGCCAUGAAGAAGGACAGUAAAGGAGCCGACGUCCUUAUCUCGCAUGGUGCCGAUGUUCAUCCCAUGGGAGGAGAGCAUGGGACAGCGUUACAUGCAGCAGCCGUCUCUGGGUCCUGGAAAACAGUGCAGUUGUUGCUUUCUGAAGGUGCAGAUGUCAAUGCUCGGGGUGGGAGUUAUGGUACGCCGCUCAUAGCGGUAAUGGCACAGGAGUGGGAAAAAGAUUGCUGGCAGGCUCAGUUCAUAGAACCCUGCAGAUUGGAAUGUCAUCGGUGCGUUGCGAGAGUGCUCCUAGAGUGGGAUGCGGAUGUCGAUGCCGAGGGAGGAGAGUUUGGGACGGCCUUACAGGUUGCGGAGAGAAUUGGUAAUGAGUUGGGGAUACGGAUGCUCAUGGGGGAUAAUACAAAGGCACGAAUUUACGGCAAAGCAAGGAAACUGCAACGAUGCACGCAAAACAAAGCAAAAGAGACGUUGUAUUGGCUAUCUAGAUGCGUGCAGCGACACAACACGAAAUGA